Trichobilharzia regenti is the source of this 207-nucleotide messenger RNA. The record is from the annotation of a GenBank genome assembly. Lineage: Eukaryota; Metazoa; Platyhelminthes; Trematoda; Strigeidida; Schistosomatidae.
AUGCCAGAAGUGAAAGUUAUAACACGUAUAUCUACAAGAGGAUCUUUAGAAAUAAAAUACAACGGCAUUCUUAUAUUCUCUAAACUUGAAGUGGGCGGUUUCCCAAAACUGGAUCCGUUGGUCGAAGCUUUAAAAAGCGUAGUAAAUGGUGCAACUCCACAGAUGGUUACUGAGUGUUACAAGCCGUCCUACUGCAUACUAAUUUGA